CGCGCCACCUACGAAUACAAAGAAGUAGUAGCGUAUCUCCAAUAUGUUUAUGCGUCUGUAGAGAUGGAGCUAAUAUUUUCAAUAUAAGGAAAAGCGUGAAGCUAGUGCUAAGUCGUGCUUUGCAGCCCCGACGAGGCGCCCCCAUGUCUGUCCCCCCCGAGCUGAACUAGACUAGUAUGAGGUUAGAAGCCAACAUGGGCGACAACACGAAGCAAGUGCGAGUCGACAACUGGGGGAUCUUCUUCCUCCAACGCCUGCAGAUGUUCUUCAGCAAGACUGACUACUGCGACAUGACGCUCCAGUUCGAGGGCAACGUCCAGCUGAAGGUGCAUCGGCUGGUCAUGAACGCCUGCACCGAGUACUUCCAGUACCUGGAGCAGACGUGCGGGUUGGACGAGAACGUGAUCGUCAUGCCGGCGGACCUGCAGGCCGACGUCAUUGUCCCCAUCGUCAAUUUCAUGUAUACGGGGAUGCUAGAGUUCCACUUGUCUAUUUUUGAUAAAUUGUACAAAACUGCACAAAUUAUGAACAUUACGAUUUUGACGAAGCUGCUCGACGCGCAGAAGCAGCCGGUGGCGCCGGUGGUGAAGAGCGUGAAGAAGAAGCCCCCAGAGAGCCCCCACAACUUCGGUACAGCAGUGAAAAAGUCCACGCCCAAGCCCCCCCACCACUCGGAUCUACCGGCGCCCCUCCCCGGUCGCAAACUCCCCGUCUGGAAGCGCAAGAGCAUCCCCGCUCCGUCGCCCUCCCACUCGCACAGCGUCUCCCAACUGAGCUACUCGGAACCCAAGUGGGCCCCGCCCCCCGACCCCCUCUCCAUCCCCGACAACACGCCCAAGCCAACCCGCUUCGAGUGGCCCGACGACGACCUGCCCCCGCUCAACCCCAUGGACACCAGCUUCGAAGAAAUCUCGUACACCAGCAAGCCCCUCCUCACCCAGGAGGAGGAGCAACGCGCCACCACCUCCUUCGACGACCUCAGGCACAUACCCAACGCCAACCGGGCCGCGAUCCCGGCGAAGAAGCUCGGCAGCCCCAGUCUAGACAUGGAGGAACUCAAGAACUACGUCAAGGAGCAGAAAAUCAGGUCGGGCUUGAGCCAAGACGCGGACUUGGACGACGUGGAGAUGCCGGAACUCGGCAAGAGGAAGAUGCCGGAGCAGAAGAAAGGAGGGGUGGUGAAGAAGGUGAGGUUCGACGAGCCCGAGAACAAACAAACGACGAUUAGCAUCGCCACGGAGGGGAAAAGUGCCGGGGAGCUGAAUCACGAGAAAAUCGUGACAGAGAUUCUAAAAAAGUACCCACAACUAGUGAAAAAGAAUAAAAACAUUCGGUUGAAGAUCAUGGCGAAGAAUAAGUCGCCGGAGGUGGCGAAGGUGGAGAGGGCGCCGAGGUUGAAGGUCACCGAAAUCCAGAAGGUGGAGUCGCCGAAGCCCGUGAAGAACCGCGAGGCGGAGGCGAGGCCCGAAAACAAGGCUCCGUGGAUGUGCGACCGGUGCAGCACCGACGACGAGCCCGUCGAGUUCGUCCUCUACUACUUGUACCGCAAACACAUGACGGACGUCCACAACGAAAAGUUCGAUCCGAAGUUGUGCAAGUACUGCGGUCACAGAUGCAACAAGCAGAACCUGCUGAUGUAUCACUUGUACACGAAACACGGGAUGAAGCCGCCCCCCGGGUACAACUUCCCCAAGUGCGACCAGUGCCCUUUCAUCGCCCUUUCCUCCAACAUACUCACGAAACACAAAUUACGUCACGGCAAAAACGAGAUCCAGUGUAUGGAGUGUAAGCUGGCGUUCACGUCGCAGACGACCUUGACGAGUCACAUACAGAUCACGGGUCACACGGGGAAGUCGAACAAGAGCAACUACGAUUGCCAGUACUGUACGAAGCGGUUCCAAUCCGGGGUUAACUUGUUCUCGCACGUGAGGGGGCAGCACAAGAGCGAAGCCAUGAGGGACGGGAUUGUGAGCAUAGACGAGAUGGACUACAUGGAGGAGCUCGACGACGACGAGGCGGUCAAAGACGAGUACAUUCUCCCCGAAAUCAUCUCCGACCCCGAACCGCAAGGCUCGAAAAAAGUGAACAUUUUAUCGAAUGUGAAGGUUCAAGAGCGCCAAGAACACACCCGACAGCUCACUCUAGAACCGAGUUCGGAAGCCGAAGCGUUGAAUAAUGUGGCUACUGGGAUAGCGACGAGUCUGGGGUUGGUCGACAUCGUCGUUUUGAAUGAUAGUCAGCAGAUAUUUUUGCAACCGAAUCAGCAGACGUUCAGCGACCAAAACGAACAGCCCGAGUUUAUUUUGCCGGAAUUGUCGGGGCGCGACUCGUUCACGACGACUCAGAACGAGGUUAUUACGACUGAUGGGGUGAUAACGCAGUCGAUGUUGUCUUCGGGCGAUAUCGGUUCGACUGACGAGUUGGUGAUGGUGUUGACGGACCACGACUACGGGGAUAAUCAGGAGGAGGUUAAUAACGACAAUUCGAAUAUCGUGGUGUUGUAUAGUCAUCCGGUGGAUGGGCAGCAGGAGCAGUUCAUCACGUCACAGCUAUUUUCGCAGGACAACAUCAUGGUGAACUCCCAAGGCAUGCUCGAAAUCCGCAACGGCGCCACAAUCACCUCCACGGCCAGCCAAGUCGUGAUGAACCCCCAGGAUACUCACAUCGAGUCAAUCGAGAUGAUCCAGCGCGAGAUCGAAAACCACCAGGAAUUAAAACAGGAGUCUCUCUACGACGAAGAGAGCAAACCGGAAGUCCAGAAGGAGGAGCCGGCGAAAGAACCCGAAGCGCCGCCCGCGCGCGCCGACGCGAUAAUCGAGAGUUUAACGCAGGGCGAGCAGCUGGAGUUCACGUCGCCUUUAGUGCCUGCGGAGGAAACCGCCCCACAGGAGGCGGCGGAGCCGGCGGUGGUGGAGAGUCAAGAAGAGGCGCCACCGGCUGAAGAAGCGCCUGAAGAAACACCUGAGCAGACACCUGAAGAGACACCUGAAGAAACACCUGAAGAAACACCUGAAGAGAUACCUGAAGAGACGCCUGAAGAACCCGAAAAGGUGGACGAAGUCGAGACUACGAAGGCGGAAGAGGCGGAGUUAACGGAAGUGGGGGAGGUGCUUGCACCUGAGGCGGAGCCGGAGCCUGCGGCUCCGCCUCCCGUGGAAGAAAAGCGAGAAGCGUCCCCCCUUCGGGAGGAAUAUCGGGAGGAAAUCCCGGAGUCGAGCUUGGUGGAAUUCCAGGACGAAGCGGAACCCCAGCAACCCCAACCGGAGAAAACUGACGAAGAAAUUGAGGAAGCGAGCAAGGUGGUUGCAGAGGAGGACGAAACGAAGGAAAAGGAGGAUAAGGAGGUCGAGGAGGAGUUGGGGGACGACGAGAAGACGAGGGAGGAGGUGGCCGGCGAGCCCGAGUUGUCGCAGAGCGACACCUCCACUAGUCAGUACAAUGAUGAGAAUUCUCAGUCUUCGCAAGACUCGCACCAGAAGACCAUCUCGACGAAGAUCUCCAUUCUGGACGACUGGGAGGACACGGAUUCGCAGCAGUCGGACCAGAAGGAGAAGGCGAAGGCGGCGGGGGAGACGGUGCACAAGUUGAUGGACGACUGGGAGGAGGAGGACGAGGACGAGAGGAAAGAAUGAUUGUGAUUGGUGUAAAUAAUAAAUUUAUCGCUGUAGGCUGACUAGGUUUUAGAUUGUCUAACGAAUACAUCAUUCUGUGCUUACAACUUUAGUUAAAAUUUAUUUACAAUAUAUUAAUGAAUGAAAA
Molecule: messenger RNA, 3759 nt
Organism: Zophobas morio
Lineage: Eukaryota; Metazoa; Arthropoda; Insecta; Coleoptera; Tenebrionidae
Gene: Cp190
Product: centrosome-associated zinc finger protein Cp190
Exons: 5
Coding region: 177-3632 (1151 amino acids)
Biological process (GO): regulation of transcription by RNA polymerase II
Cellular component (GO): nucleus
Molecular function (GO): protein binding; DNA-binding transcription factor activity, RNA polymerase II-specific
Source: RefSeq, a predicted model, not a curated record